Lottia gigantea (owl limpet) is the source of this 528-nucleotide messenger RNA. RefSeq lists its product as hypothetical. The transcript has a single exon. Gene Ontology annotation, cellular component: nucleoplasm; chromatin. The annotation marks the transcript as partial. Gene Ontology annotation, biological process: positive regulation of DNA-templated transcription. Lineage: Eukaryota; Metazoa; Mollusca; Gastropoda; Lottiidae. The record is from RefSeq and is a predicted model, not a curated record. Gene Ontology annotation, molecular function: ubiquitin-protein transferase activity; zinc ion binding.
AUGGCAUCAGGAACAACAACCUGUAAACUCUGUUCAGAAAUCUACAAAAAACCAAAAUUACUGCCAUGCUUUCAUACGUUUUGUGAAAGUUGUUUGUACGACUACAUCGGCAAACAUUCUACCAAAGAACUAUUCGUCUGUCCGUCAUGCAGUCUGGAGAUCCUUGUACCAAACAACAUAGCAGACGACUUACAAACAAACCAUUUUAUUGAAGCUUUCAUUGAACAACAUCCGACUCAAGAUGAAGACACGUUUGAGUCUUGCGACAUCUGUAAGACCGCAACGGAUGAAGGGUAUUCUUGUAAAGAGUGUGAGCACAAGAUUUGCAAAAACUGCAACAUCGUACACGCAUCUAUGAAAGCUACAAAAUACCAUAAAGUCGCAAAGAUUAACGGACCUCGACGCGCGUUUAAGUUGCAGCGCACCUGUAAGGAUCAUGACGAAGAUUUUCGGUUCUAUUGUCGCACAUGUUGCGAAGGUGUUUGCGUUGACUGUAAAAUGGAUUAUCAUGAAGAUCAUUCUUGUGAA